AUGCAGUUUCAUGCAGAUCUGAUCCGUACAGCCGAGGAAUUCAUCCACACCAAUUUCGGGUCUCGAGCCUAUCUUGCUCUCCACCUCCGCCAGGGCGAUUUCAAAGCACACGGGCGAAUGCCUGCCAUCGAGCUCGUUGCUCGCCAGCUCCUUCACGCCCUUGCAGCAGAUGCAAAUUUGACUUCAAUUUUCUUGGCCUCUGAUGCUGACACCAGUGAUCCGGAUAUGGCUUGGCUGACCGCGCAGCUGGCUGCGCAGAACGUGCCCCUCGUACGACUGACGCCGCCCGCCGGAUCAUCCCUUGGUGAUGGCCAGCUGGCUAUUCUGGACCAGAUUGUGUGCGCCCGAGCGCACAAGUUUAUUGGCACCCCCGAGUCGACCUUUACCUUUCGGAUUCAGGAAGAACGCCCGCGAUGGCCCGUGCACCUGUCCUCGGAUCCGUAG
Molecule: messenger RNA, 444 nt
Organism: Monosiga brevicollis MX1
Lineage: Eukaryota; Choanoflagellata; Craspedida; Salpingoecidae
Exons: 3
Coding region: 1-444 (147 amino acids)
Biological process (GO): protein O-linked glycosylation via fucose
Molecular function (GO): peptide-O-fucosyltransferase activity
Source: RefSeq, a predicted model, not a curated record